Microthlaspi erraticum is the source of this 669-nucleotide messenger RNA. The record is from the annotation of a GenBank genome assembly. Lineage: Eukaryota; Viridiplantae; Streptophyta; Magnoliopsida; Brassicales; Brassicaceae.
AUGGAGCUGAAGGGAAGGCAAGGGGUUGGCAUGUUAACCUUAGGUGAAUUUGACGUGAAAAACACCCAAACUGAAGAGAGUGUCCCACGCAAUGGAAAGACAAUGGGAGAGAUUGUCAUGAAAGGAGGCAGUAUAAUGAAAGGGUAUCUAAAGAACCCUAAAGCUACAUUGGAUGCGUUUAAACACGGAUGGUUUAACACAGGAGACAUAAGUGUGAUUCAUCCCGAUGGCCACAUGGAGAUCAAAGAUCGCUCCAAAGACAUCAUCAUAUCGGGAGGCGAAAACAUUUGUAGUGUUGAAGUCGAGAAUGUUCUUUACAAACACCUGGAAGUGCUGGAGGCCGCGGUCGUGGCCAUGCCCCACCAUUUUUGGGGCGAAACUCCUUGUGCAUUCGUUGUUCUUAAAAAGGGAUAUCGGGGAGGUAAAGUGGUGACUAAAGAAAGAGGUUUGAUUGAGUAUUGCCGUGAGAAUUUGCCACAUUUUAUGUGUCCUAGGAAGGUUGUGUUCUUGGAAAAUCUGCCAAAGAACGGCAAUGGAAAGAGCCUUAAGCGUAAGCUAAGGGACAUCGCUGAAGGUUUUGUUGUUGAUGAUGAGGAUAGUGUUAGUUCCGAGAAAGUUGAUUGCCUAUAUUUCUCCGUUUUGAGUUUAUGCAUCUACCGGUCUCUCUAA